AUGAGCUUCAAGGCCAAUUACUGGACCGCUUCCAGCUCUCGAGAAGCCCAGGACGAGACUGACUCUAGAUCCGGGGCCACUGGUUCCGAAGCUUCCACUUACGGGAUUGCUGAGGCCAUGAAUCCUCUCAACCAGCUCCUCCAAAUCGAAGGGUGGGAAGGCCUGGUUCUUCCAUUCGAGGAUAUUUUUAUCGCAUGGGGGAGAGCGAUAAGAAGCAACACCACCGUUGAUUUCUUGUGGAUGGUCGGGCUGAUGGGACCAGAACCGGAGUGGGCGCAGGGUGACAGUGUGCACCGUUUCACCCACGCAACCUUAUGA
Messenger RNA from Clonostachys solani, 318 nucleotides. The record is from the annotation of a GenBank genome assembly. Lineage: Eukaryota; Fungi; Ascomycota; Sordariomycetes; Hypocreales; Bionectriaceae.